UGUUCGUGCACACACACAUACACAUACAUUCAAACACAUACACACAGUUGUCCGUACAAAUCUGGUAAAGAAAUAACACCCCAAAACAUCAUUAUCCAGGAUUUACACUGCUCUUCGCCAGAGAAGGCCGAAGGAGACCCCAAACAGGUGGGCUCUCUGCUACUUGUUUCUGGUAACAUCUUGUCAUGCCGUUCCCUUUCGUCAAGUCUCACAAGUGUCCAGCGGACAUUGUGAAGAAUCUAAAGGACAACAUGACCAUUCUGGAGAAGCAGGACAUUUCAGACAAGAAGGCUGAGAAGGCUUCUGAAGAAGUGUCCAAGUCUCUGCUGUCCAUGAAGGAGAUUCUCUAUGGCACGAAUGAGAAAGAGCCGCAGACAGAAGCUGUAGCUCAGCUCGCUCAGGAGCUCUACAACAGCGGCCUGCUCAGCACACUCGUCGCAGAUCUGCAGCUCAUCGACUUUGAGGGCAAGAAAGACGUGGCCCAGAUCUUUAACAAUAUUCUGAGGCGUCAGAUCGGCACACGGACUCCCACUGUUGAAUACCUGUGCACUCAACAGAAUAUACUCUUCAUGCUGCUUAAAGGUUACGAGUCUCCGGACAUCGCUCUGAACUGCGGGAUCAUGUUGAGGGAAUGCAUACGGCACGAGCCGCUGGCCAAGAUCACCCUCUGCUCUGAACAAUUCUACGAUUUCUUUAGAUAUGUUGAAAUGUCCACCUUCGACAUCGCCUCUGAUGCAUUUGCCACUUUUAAAGAUUUGCUGACGAGACACAAAGUGCUCAGCGCAGAGUUUCUGGAGCAGCACUAUGACAGAUUCUUUAGUGAAUAUGAGAAACUUCUUCACUCAGAAAACUAUGUUACUAAGAGGCAGUCGCUGAAGCUUUUAGGAGAGCUGCUUUUGGACCGGCACAACUUCACUAUAAUGACCAAGUACAUAAGCAAACCAGAGAACCUCAAACUCAUGAUGAACCUACUGCGAGACAAGAGCCGCAACAUCCAGUUUGAGGCCUUUCAUGUGUUUAAGGUGUUUGUGGCCAAUCCCAACAAGACUCCGCCCAUCCUGGACAUCCUGCUGAAGAACCAAACCAAACUCAUCGAGUUCCUCAGCAAGUUCCAGAACGACCGCACCGAGGACGAGCAGUUCAGCGACGAGAAGACGUAUCUAAUCAAACAGAUCCGAGACCUCAAGAGGCCGACCCCGCAGGACGCUUGAGAAACACCACCAGUAUACACACGAACGUAUAGAGGAAGUCUAGACGGUGGCGUCUGGGCAAUCUUUGGCUCUCUGGGACGUUGAGUGGCCGCAGCGCUGGGCAUGUUUUUGUGUUUUGCAGGAACCGUCAAAUGCCGUUUGAGCUCGGUGAGUGAUGAUGAUGAUGAAGGGUCUCGCUUUGCUGGACAUCCAACCUCUUCCCCCGAUUAUGUUUUAUUCUCAUGUUUAAAAAACGAGCAAAGUGAACAGAGAAGACGGAAGUAGAUGCUGCUGCUUUAUUGCACAUACAGGAGGGGGUUUUGUACCUCAUACACAAACAAACAUACACUCAGAUGCUAGUAAACCUACACAGAUGGAGUUUGCUAAUUGGAUGGUGAUGAAUUCAAUGAUGAAUAUGCAUUUAUCAUAUCUCAUAUAGCAUUCAAACACACUCCUGUGACGCACGCAUCAUGUUUUGCACAUUUUGAGGUUGCAUAUCCUGGAUGAGUAGUGAACAUGUACAUAGGGUAUUUUUUUUUUUCACUUUUCAUAUUUGUUUUGGCUUUGUAGGAUGUGUUUUAGCACCUUUAGAGAUGGUAACGGUUUAUGGUUUAUUGUGUCAGUCAUUUUGAGAGACGCGUGUGGACAUGAGUAAAUGUGAGAGGUUAGAUACUGAUUUGUUAGCGCCGUCUCUGAUUUAACGCUGGCAUUUUUUGUCUAUCAUUAUUAGUCACUGCAUUGAAUGGGUGUAAUGGAAAGUUGGCGCUGUUAAUUCUGCUUUCUGUGGUCGUGACCUUAAAUUUUAUGAUCUGACUUUUCUAGUUUUCGAUGUUACUAACCUACUGGUGUAGUAUUUGUCUAGUGCUCAUAACUUUUAGACAGUCUCAUUUAAUGUUAGCUUUUGAUCAUUUGGUGCAUGCAUAGUAGAAUCUGACAUAACCUCACAUUUCACCCUAAAAUCAAGAGAAAUUUUAUAUUUUGGCACCUGCUCAUCAAAAAAUUGCUUUAGUUUGUUAAAAAAAUUUAUAAUUCUAUAAUAAAUCUUACUAUAUACUAGUUUUUUGUAAUUAUUUUUAGAUAAAAAAGGGAUGGUUCACCAAGAAAUGAACUGAAUCAUUUACUCGCUGUGGUUCAAAACCUAUUUCAUUUUUUUUCUGCUUGUGUUGAUGACAAAAUGAGAUAUUUUGAAGAAUGUUGGUUGCUGGUAACCAUUGAUUUCAGGUAUGGAAGUCAAUAAAAGGGUGUCAGCAUCCAGCAUCUUUUUUUGUGUUCAAUAAAAGAAAGAAACUCAAAGGUUUAAACCACAUGAGUGACAAUAAAUGAUGAGGUCAUUUUCAUUUUCUGUGUGAACUAUCCCUUUAAGUUUAUUAGUAUUGUUUUUAAAAUAAAUACAAUGCAGUUGUAAUCAUUUACUUACUGUUGUUCAGAACCUAUUUGGAUUUUUUUAUUAUUCUGUUGAAACACAAGGGAAGAUAUUUUGAAAAAUGUUGGUGCUGGUACCACUUGAUUCCAGGUAUGGAAGUCAAUAAAAGGGUGUCAGCAUCCAGCAUUUUUCUAAAUAUCUUCUUUUGUGUUCAACGGAAGAAAGAAACUCAAAGGUUUAAAACCACAUGAGUGACAAUAAAUGAUGAGAUCAUUUUCAUUUUUUUUUUUUUGUGUGAACUAUUUCUUUAAGUUUAUUAUUAUUAUUAUUAUUAUUAUUAUUAUUGCUAUUAUUAUUAUUAUUAUUACUAUUAUUAUUAUUAUUUGAUCUUUACAUUGUAGUUGUAAUUAUUUUCUCACCGUUGUUCAAAAGCUGUUUGAAUUUUUUUAUUAUUCUGUUGAAACACAAAGGAAGAUAUUUUGAAGAAUGUUGGUUGCUGGUACCCAUUGAUUCGAGAUAUGAAAGUCAAUAAAAGGGUGUCGGCAUCCAGCAUUCUUCAAAAUAUCUUCUUUUGUGUUCAACAGAAGAAAAAAACUCAUAAAGGUUUAAAACCACCUGAGUGACACUAAAUGAUGAGGUCAUUUUCAUGUUUUUGUGUAAACUAUCUCUUUUAAGCUUAUUAUUAUUAUUAUUAUUAUUAUUAUAUAUUAUUAUUAUUAUUAAGGACAAUGCAAUCGUAAUCAUUUACUCACUGUUGUUCAAAGCCUAUUUGUAUUUUUUUUAUUAUUCUGUUGAAACACAAAGGGAGAUAUUUUAAAGAAUGUUGGUUGCUGGUAACCAUUGAUUCCAGUUAUGGAAGUCAAUAAAAGGGUGUCAGCAUCCAGCAUUCUUCAAAAUAUCUUAUUUUGUGUUCAACAGAAGAAAAAAACUCACAAAGGUUUAAAACCACAUGAGAGUGACAAUAAAUGAUGAGGUCAUUUUCAUUUUUUGGGUGAACUAUCCCUUAAAGCUUUUUUAAAAAUAAUUACAAUGCAAUCAUAAUCAUUUACUCACCGUUGUUCAAAACCUAUUGGGAUUUUUUUUUUUUAUUAUUCUGUUGAAACACAAAGGAAGAUAUUUUGAAGAAUGUUGGCUGCUGGUACUCAUUGAUUCCAAGUAUGGAAUUCAAUAAAUGGGUGUCGGCAUCCAGCAUUCUUCAAAAUAUCUUCUUUUGUGUUCAACAGAAGAAAAAGAGGUUUAAAACCAGUGACAAUAAAUUAUGAUUUUUUUUGAUGAACUAUUCCUUUAAGCUUUUGAUUUUCUAAAAUAAUUACAAAGCAAUGCUAUUUAAAUUAAAAAUUUAAUCAAAAUGUUUGUACAAAGAGAUGCUUUGUAAAAACUUUUUCAUUUGAUAAUAUUCUUUCUCCUGAAUUUAGAGGUGAAAUGUGUUCUUGCCUGGUUUUGUGUGAUUUUACUAUACAUCAGCUCACUUACGUUACCAUCUUUUUUACUGUACCCUUUAUUUUGGGAAAAAAAUUACAACUCCAUUGUGAGAUGUUACUAGCUGGAGAUUAAUCUGAAACGGUUGGAUGUAGAUGAGCUGCUUCAGCUCACUCACACUCUGUGAAUGUUAUUUUAGGUUUGUUUUAUAAAAUCAGUCAGGUACUUGCUUGGUGGUGUUUCUUUUUAAUCUAGCCUAACCCCAAGUCUGAAAAACCACCUAAAACUGAAAGUGAUUUUGCAGGGUUUUGCUUGAUCAUUUUCAGGUUAUGACUGCUUUUACUCACAAACCAGCCACAAUUGUCUGCCAUAAACCCCUAAUUUCUUCAUUUCGAAUGCAUAAUGUUACUUUUAAUGCAGAACUUUACUCAUAGAUGUUCUGCAGAAUGUUUACAGUACUGGUCAGGAAUACAGGGAUUGAUAUAUGUCUAUAACAGUAUUUUAUUUUAGUGACGAAUACAAAAAAACUUUGCGUAGCUUAAACAUUUUUCUUCAUAUUUGAGUCUCUGCAUAUCCUGUUUAUAUGGUGACGGGCAACUCACCAUAAGCUGCGAUUUUACAACAGACUAGACUCUUUCAUUGGUUGGCACUUGUAACAACAGCCAAUCACAGUCAUCUUGUAUGCCUGACAUGGUAACGGCCCGGAGCAUUAAGAAUUCUGAGAAUUAGUAAACCUAUCUUGCAUAUCAGUGCAUGUUUGUAUUUCGCAGCCUUUAGAUUAAGCAUGGACGUCUUUAACGGACCGGCUGGAAACUUCUUGGCCUGCUGUCUGUUUCAAUUAAACGGUCCAAUUUAACCUAUGUAGAGCUGGCCUGAGUAAUAAGACUUGGGCACAGAAAUGGUGGAGUUUCAUCUGAAAUGUCAGUUCGUAGACAGACUAACAGUUGGAAAUAAAGUUUGGAAUAAAA
This is a messenger RNA of Danio aesculapii, 4940 nucleotides long. It is a transcript of the gene cab39, whose product is annotated as calcium binding protein 39. NCBI's taxonomy places the organism in Eukaryota, Metazoa, Chordata, Actinopteri, Cypriniformes, Danionidae. Gene Ontology annotation, biological process: intracellular signal transduction. The transcript has 9 exons. Gene Ontology annotation, molecular function: protein serine/threonine kinase activator activity. Bases 186 to 1211 code for a protein of 341 amino acids. The record is from RefSeq and is a predicted model, not a curated record.